This is a messenger RNA of Cordyceps fumosorosea ARSEF 2679, 2622 nucleotides long. Its product is annotated as NAD+ kinase. The transcript has 5 exons. The record is from RefSeq and is a predicted model, not a curated record. Bases 1 to 2622 code for a protein of 873 amino acids. Lineage: Eukaryota; Fungi; Ascomycota; Sordariomycetes; Hypocreales; Cordycipitaceae. Gene Ontology annotation, biological process: NAD+ metabolic process; NADP+ biosynthetic process. Gene Ontology annotation, molecular function: NAD+ kinase activity.
AUGGAGGCGGACCGAGCACCCUCAAAUGAGGACGACAAGCUGAAGCCGGCCGACGAGCGGCACGGCACGGUCUUUGACGACUGCUCCGAUGGCAGCGACGAGGACUGCAAGCCGGUAGAGGUCGUCUUUGAUCCCGCGAACCCAUAUAGACGAAAAUCGUCCCUCGUAUCAUCCGAGUACCCGCCGCGAGCGGCCAUAGCCGUGCAGCGCAGACAGGGGAUGGUGCAGCAGUACCUCGAGAGCCAGCGACACGGCAGCGAACCGGCGAAGUCAUACCGGGCGCAUCCGAUCCUCGGCAGCGCCAGCCCCCAGAUUGAGGGAUUAUCCACGCUCACGCCGCCACCGCCGUUGUCUGCCGCUCCCGGGAGCGCGUCGCCCGGCGGCCUCACGGAGCGUCGCCACUCCCGCGCGGUCGUCGACCCGACGAGCCUCGAUAGCGGCGAGAUCGGCCAGGCCGACCAGCAGGACUGGGCGCGCGAGAUGCUGCGCAGCGCGUCCGAGGUCGACCUGCAGCAGCACCACAACCACCGCCAACAGCAGCCGCCGACGGGCGAGGCGCCGUCGCGCAUGUUCACCAAGAAGCAGCUCAGCGACAUGGCCUGGGGCGUGCGCGAGCUGAGCCGGCGGCUCAGCAGCAUGCGCAUCCGCGUGCGCGUCAAGUCGAUCCUGAUCCUGACCAAGCUGCACGACCAGGACCUGAUCCCCACCACGCGGGAGCUGGCGGCGUGGCUGCUGAGCGCGCAGCGCAGCGUCCGGUACGUCGUGUACGUCCAGGACAAGCUGCGGGAGAGCAAGAAGUUUCACGCGGAGAGCCUCGUCGCCGACGUCGCGGCCGAGGACCCGAGCCUGGACGCGGACGAGGUCCGGAGGCGGCUGCGGUCGUGGGACGAGGACAUGUGCCGCACGCGGCCGCACGUGUUCGACUUCGUCAUCACGCUCGGCGGCGACGGCACGGUGCUGUACGCGAGCUGGCUGUUCCAGCGCAUCGUGCCGCCGGUGCUGAGCUUCGCGCUCGGCAGCCUCGGCUUCCUGACCAAGUUUGACUUUGAGGAGUACGCGCCGACGCUGACGUCGGCGUUUACGAGGGGCGUCACGGUGAGCCUGCGGCUGCGGUUCGAGAGCACGGUGAUGCGCAGCAUCCGGCGGCGGAAGACGGUGGGCGGGCGGUUGGACGGGCUAAAGAUUAGCGAGAACAGCACCACGACGAGCGAGGAGGAGGAGGACGAGGAGAUGAUGCACAAGAAGCGGGAUCUGGUGGAGGAGCUGAUUGGCGAGGAGAGGGAGGACGCGCACACGCACCGGCCGGACGGGACGUAUGAGAUUUUGAAUGAAGUGGUCGUGGAUCGGGGGCCAAACCCGACCAUGUCUUUCACGGAGCUGUUUGGCGACGACGAGCACUUCACGUCGAUCCUGGCCGACGGCAUCUGCGUGUCGACGCCGACGGGCUCGACGGCGUACAACCUGGCCGCCGGCGGGUCGCUGUGCCACCCGGAGAACCCGGUGAUGCUGGUGACGUCGGUGUGCGCGCACACGCUGUCGUUCCGGCCGAUCAUCCUGCCGGACACGAUCGUGCUGCGGGUGGGCGUGCCGUACGCGGCGCGGACGUCGUCGUGGGCGAGCUUCGACGGGCGCGAGCGCGUGGAGCUGAAGCCGGGCGACUACGUGACCAUCAGCGCGAGCCGCUACCCGUUUGCUUCGGUGCAGGCGGAGGGAAGGCGCAGCGAGGACUGGGUGAAUAGUAUUAGUGGUAAGCUCGGGUGGAACACGCGGCAGAAGCAAAAGGAGUUCAAGGAGUGGAAGAAACCGACCCCCGAUCGCCUUCCUCCUCCAUUCGCAUCCCGCUUCAAAGUGUUCCUCACCGAGCGAAUUGCGCCCGUAUCUGCCCAACAUGAGCUCGCCCACCACCGCCGGUGCCCCCGGCGCCUCCUCCCUGCCGCCCGACCUCUUCGACACCGCCACGCUCCUCUCCUCGCCUUUGCCGGCAGCAUCGUCCUCUUCGCCUACCUCGCCUCCCGCCGCUUCCUCGCCCCCUCCACCUCCACCGCCCUGCGCUUCCUCUUCGUGUGGCACCUCGCCGACGCGCUGUGCCAUUUCAUCCUCGAAGGCAGCUUCCUGUACCACUGCUUCUUCUCCUUUGUCGAGUCUUCCACUCCCGGGCUGGUGCCCGGCGCGUUCAACUACCUGGGCCACGGCGCGGAGAGGACGUACGGCCCGCAGAGCGGGGGUGACAACGCGCUGGCGCAGCUGUGGAUGGUGUACGCACGCGCGGAUAGGCGCUGGGCGGGGGCGGACUUGGGCGUGGUGAGCUUGGAGCUGUUGACGGUGUUUUUUGAUGGCCCGGUGGCGUUGUAUGUGGCGUGGCUGAUCGCGAGGAGGGACUCGAGGGCGAGCUUCUGGAUGACUGUGCUGGCGACGUGCGAGCUGUACGGCGGCUUCAUGACGUUUUGCCCCGAGUGGCUCGUCGGCAACGUGAACCUGGACGGCAGCAACUUCAUGUACAUGUGGGUGUACCUCGUCUUCUUCAACAUGCUGUGGGUGUUCAUCCCGCUGUACGCCCUGUGGUACUCGUACUGCGACUUUACCCACGCCUUUGCGGUUCGGACGGCGAAGAAGGGACAGUAA